CCCGUGACAUAACCGGAGUAGAAGGGGGAAAAAGGAAAAAGGAAAGAAGAAACUGACAUCACUUGACACCCAAGCAAAGCAAAGAUAUACUCUGUAUCUUUUUGGUGUAAGGUCCAGCAAAGAUAUUGAACAUUGCCUCCAGCGCAUGGCUAUGGGUGUCGUCAGUCUUGUCGUGAGCACAUUUUGACCCGUUGAACUAUUUUUUGUUUUUAACAAAGGAAAAUUUUCGAUAACUGAACACCCAGUCAGUCAACCACAACUAGAAGCAAUGCUUCAGUGCCAGUGGAAUAGCCUGAAACAACUCCACUUUAUCUGAAGGUCUUAUCAGAUUGUCUAUUGUUUUGCUGUCUUUAUGAAAUUUUUGCUCUUUUAAUUAAUACAUAUUCUCUCAAAUACAUGCAUAAGUGACAAGUCCUCUCCUCUCUACCAAAUCCCAUUGACGAACUGGUUUUUUACUGUAUUUUGAAGCAGUUUGCUGAUGAACUACAUUGAUGGAUAAACAGAGAACUUUCUUCUUCAAAUCCACAAGAUUAUUGGUGUGUUCUUUCACAAUAUCCUUUUCUUUUAUCUUUCUGGCUUCCUUGUUUACUUGGGUCAUCAAAUCCAACCCUUCAAUUCAUCAGGAAACCCAUUUUCAGUUCAACGAAUCAUUGCUUAAUUUGGGUGGUCAUAAACCCAUAAAUGUUGAGAGCUUGAGUAGUUUCAGUAGUAAUGCUUCAGCAGGAACCGUAAAGCAUUCAACUGUGAAAGAUGGCUCUUUUAUUAAGCCUAAAAAUGCAUCUGGGCCCGAUAAAUUUUCAGGGCAAGAAAUUGAGAGUGGAGUGCUAGGAGAUGGUGAUAGUGAAACUGAGGAUCCUGAAACCGAGCAAGAGGAUGCACCUGGACCUUCAAUAGACAAUAUUGAAGUUGAAAGCAAUGAAUUAACUGAAGAGGCUGAGGUCAGAGCAAAUUCAAUUCACAAACUUGGCCUUCCAAGCACCAAGGAACAGAAGGAAGAGAAGAAGACAAUAGUAAUUAUUGUUGAUAAAAAUGAAGUUCCAAGGAAUGAGAAAAUUGAGGAGAAGAAGAUAAAUAGCUGUGAUGUAACAAAAGGUAAGUGGGUUUACGAUGAGAGCUAUCCUCUUUACACAAAUGGAUCGUGUCCUUUCAUUGAUGAAGGUUUUGACUGUAUUAGCAAUGGAAGGCGCGAUAGCAAUUACAUGAAGUGGAAAUGGCAACCACAAGAUUGUGAUUUUCCUAGGUUCAAUGCUGCAAAAAUGCUGGAUUUAAUCCGAGGGAAAAGACUGGUCUUUGUGGGAGAUUCAAUUAAUAGAAACCAAUGGGAAUCCAUGCUUUGUUUGUUAAUGGGAGCUAUAAAAGAUCCAAAGAAGGUCUAUGAAACUCAUGGGCGAAGAAUCACUAGAGAGAAGGGAAAUUAUAGUUUCAAAUUUGUGGACUAUAAGUGUACAGUUGAAUACUAUGUUUCUCACUUUCUAGUACACGAGAGCAAGGCAAGAAUAGGGCAAAAGCGGAAGCCAACUUUGCGUAUUGAUGCCAUUGAUCAUGGUUCAUCAAAAUGGAGGGGAGCUGAUAUUUUGGUCUUCAACACUGCACAUUGGUGGUCUCAUUACAAAACAAAAGCCGGGAUAAACUAUUAUCAGGAAGGAAACCAAGUACAUCCUCGACUUGAUGUCUCCACAGCCUUCAGAAAAGCUUUGAUGACAUGGGCAGCAUGGGUUGAUAGACAUAUUAAUCCAGGCAGAACACAAGUUUUCUUUCGAAAUUCAGCACCUUCCCAUUUCAGGGGAGGACAGUGGAAUUCAGGUGGCCGCUGUACGGAAGCUGCUUGGCCCCUUGAUGGCACUUCAGGCAUGAUAUACCCUGACAAGAACAAAAUUGUGGAGGAGGUCAUUUUGCAGAUGAAAACUCCUGUAACAUUGCUAAAUGUGACUGGUUUAUCUGCAUACAGGAUAGAUGCUCAUCCAUCAAUAUAUGGGAAAAAACCAGGGAAUCGCUACUCUUCGAACAUUCAAGAUUGCAGCCAUUGGUGUCUUCCUGGUGUUCCAGAUACAUGGAAUGAAAUUUUGUAUUUCCAUUUGCAAUCCAAACAAAAGUCCAAGUAUCACUCAAAAAUUCGAUUGUGAUCCUCCGCAAUCAGCUUGUAUAUUCUUUCAAUUCUUUCAGCUUGUGAUAUUGUCAAAUAGCAUGCAAAAUGUAAGAUUUUUGGAUGAGGUUCUU
Durio zibethinus is the source of this 2217-nucleotide messenger RNA. The record is from RefSeq and is a predicted model, not a curated record. NCBI's taxonomy places the organism in Eukaryota, Viridiplantae, Streptophyta, Magnoliopsida, Malvales, Malvaceae.